This is a messenger RNA of Cryptomeria japonica (Japanese cedar), 834 nucleotides long. RefSeq lists its product as uncharacterized. The transcript has a single exon. Lineage: Eukaryota; Viridiplantae; Streptophyta; Pinopsida; Cupressales; Cupressaceae. The coding region runs from base 1 to 834 and encodes 277 amino acids. The record is from RefSeq and is a predicted model, not a curated record.
AUGGUAGGCUUCAACAACUUUGUGAAUGCUUCUCAGUUGUGCGACAUUAAGCCUAACAAUGGGAGAUUCACGUGGACAAACAAAAGGAGGGCUUUCACCAAUAUCCGUGAGAGACUAGACCGAUUCCUCAUAUCCAAAGGAUGGAUGGAGACGGAUUCUUUUGUCUCUACCAUUCUGCCAUAUUCUGCUUCUCACCACUUCCCAAAUCUACUCAAAAUGGAUAGUCAACAUAGAUGUUCUAAAGGAUAUUUUAUAUUCCAGUCCAUGUGGUGGCGGGAUCUGGAUUUGAAGUCCAAGUUAGAAGGUUGGUGGAAGGAGAGUGAUAUAUUCAAGGGUACAUUGAGCUUCAGGUUUGUUCGCAUAUUGAACUUCCUUAAAUCCAAGUUGAAGGAGUGGAACAUGACAUGUUUCAAAUAUAUCUUUGUGGAAAAGGCUUGGAUAGAGGAAGAGUUACAAUUUCUUAAUGACAAGAUUAUUUCGAGUGGUAUGGGUUGCUCCGAAUUUGAGACGGAAAAGAGGCUGAAGGAAGAGCUAUUAGAAAUUCUGGCAAGAGAAAAAAAUUAUUGGAGAGACGAAGCCCGAGAAACUUGGUUGAGAGAAGGAGAUCUCAACAUGAAAUUUGUUCACGCUUCAGUGAAAGUGAGAAGAGGGAUUAAUAGAAUUGGCAGGAUUAGGGACUCGAAAGGAGGUUGGUGUUUGGAAGAGCAGUCCAUAGGUGAGGAAGCGGUGAAGUUUUUUGAAUCAGUCCUAUGUAAUAAUGCUCCAUUAGAUAGGGCCAAACUGUCCUUGGUUUUGGAAGUUAUCCCUAGGCCAGUGUCGGAGGAAGAUAACUAG